AUGACCACGCUGGAGGAGCAGCACCAUGAGACGGUGGAGCAGACACAGGGUACAGAGGGCGCUGUGGAGGUGAGGCGAUUUGGGCUGCUUCGCACCGUGCUGCGGGGGUUCUUCUGGCCGUUUGGCAUCGUGGUCGGCGCAUACCGUGGUUUUUGGUGGGUUUUGGGGUUCAGGCAGACUGCCAGAGUUUCACCUGCAGUCUCAAGUUCUGCACGUCAGUGCCUCACUGGUCACAAGCGCCUGCAUCCAAUCACUCGCCUGCUGCUCAAGAUCCUGCCUCGUUGGGCGCAAGGUUUCCUUGGCUUUCCUGUGUCCACUGCCAUCGGCUGCUCCCUCUCCCCCGAAAUAAGUGUCUCUCCCACCAAACCUUGCGGGAAGGGCAGCAAGAGGAAGCAGGAUGACUUGGAGGAUGAUGAUGAGGAAGAUGAGGAGCACCAGACCUGGGUUGAGGCACUCACUCAGGAGCUCGAUGACGAAAGUCCCGAGAAAGAUCCAGACUAUGAGCCCAGUUCUGUCGAGACUGAGAGUGAAGAGUAUCGCUCUCACAACAGCACCGAGAGCGACGAGUUCUACAAUAACGGUGUUAUUGAAGACGUGGAGACGGGUGAUCAGCUGCCUUCGCCUUAA
Molecule: messenger RNA, 627 nt
Organism: Nerophis lumbriciformis (worm pipefish)
Lineage: Eukaryota; Metazoa; Chordata; Actinopteri; Syngnathiformes; Syngnathidae
Source: RefSeq, a predicted model, not a curated record